CUAAUAUAUAAUAUCAAGAUGGAUUUCACCGGGAAUGUGAAGAAUCCUUUCCUCUUUGAUGACCCAGCACCACCUGCUGACGUAGGUGAUGCAGCAGCAAAUCCUUUCCUUAAUGGUGGCCCCUUCGACUACUCAGCCACCUCAUAUACAGGAAUUAACCCCUUCAGUGACCAGAUUGAUGAUUCUAAUGCUGCUGCUGCUGGGCUCUUUGGGGACCCAAUGUCUUAUCCUACCGACAUGAAUCCAUUCGGAACAAUUCCAGAUGUCUCACAGCCAUUUGGUGCAGUGGAACCGCAACCACAAGCAGAGCUCUUUGGGGGGCCAGUGCCAUCCAUGAACCAAGUGUCAGGCGAUCUUUUUGGUGAGCCUAUAGUUCCAACCACUGCUCCGGCAGUGCCUCACCAUGCAUCGGCACCUCCACCUGUGCCCCCAGCCCCCCAUCAUCCGCCAGUUCCACCACAUCCCUCGGUUCCUCCUGCAAGACCACAACCACCAGCUUCAGUCGCUUCACCUGUUAUUGACCUUAUGAGUGAUGGUCCAGUGAUGGAGGAACCUCAUGCAGCACCAGGAAGACCUCCGCCUCCCAGACCACCUCCCCCAUCAAAGGAAACAAAGGACCUUUUGCAGACGGUCAUAGGAGCCAUGGAAGCUACAACAGACACAUUGCAUGAAAAACUAAAUACAACAAGAACACCGUGUCCUUCUCCAGGGAGUGCUGUUGCUAAUUCUCCAAGUCCUACACCUGAUAUACAAGUCACAGAACCUGAGAAGGAACCAGACUCAUUUAGCGCAAUAUUUGGUCAGACCAUUGAUGAGAGUGACCAUGAGAUGGAGGAACCCAAGACCAUGGUUGAUACAGCACCAGCACAGGAAACAACCAUUACAUCAGAGGACAUUGAUCUCUUUGGGGAUAUGCCAUCUCAAAAGCCUAAAACGAAACAGGAUAUUCUAAGUCUAUUCAAUAAACCACAGGCUCAAACAACAUCACAGGUUGAUUUGUUGUCAGGCGACCUUUUGACUGAGGGCAUUACUGCAGAGGAUGGCGAAACUACCACACAAGUGAAACCUGCAGAAGGACCUCAGUAGAAAACACAAGAUGCUCAACCUAUUGACCUAUUAGCAGGAGACGAGAUUAGCGAAACAACUGCUCCACCUGUCAUUACUGCUGUAAGUAAGGAAGCUGUUCCCAGUGAAACAGCAGCGGGAACUACCCAUAUAGAAACUCAGAGUGACACAGUAGUCAUCGAGGAGUCUGUGUCUCCCGAACAGAUGAGUGAACAGACUGACAGUGAACCGACUGUUAUUGAAACCAACUUGCAAGGAGCCACUGAAGAGGCUAACAAGAUGUCUAUCCUUGAAGGUGAGGCUCAGGAUUCUGCUUCCAUGAACGAAGAAAAGGUCGAAGAGGUGUUUGGAUCACCUGAGCCCAUCCCUCCUGCGAUAAACAGCAUCCAAAUAGAGCCAUCAGAACUACCCAGUAAAACAGAUUCUUCAGAAACACCAAGUCAAGGAGACAUUUCCACUGAAGCUGGAAAGGAACUACAAAUGGAAGAUGAAAUUAACCAGGGUAAAGCAGAAGUAGAUGAGGUAAUUGGAAUUCCAUCAUCCACAGCAGAACAAAAAGAUGCGUUUGGGGAUGUCAAUGCCCUAGAUGCCUUCAGUGCUCCCCCUGAAGCAGACCAAGGGGCUGCCCUCUUUGGAGAUGCUACGAGUACCUUCCCCAGUUCUGGCGAUGCACUGUUUGGCGACUCUCAGUGUUCCUCCGGCUUCUCCAGCAGCCAGUCUCUUUGGCGAUGUCUCACAAACAGUCCGCCAGCAUCCCCUGCUGCCAGUCUCUUUGGUGAUGUGUCUGCUGUACCUCCUGCAUCUCCAGCCACCAGUCUCUUUGGUGAUGUGUCUGCUGUACCUCCUGCAUCUCCAGCCACCAGUCUCUUUGGUGAUGUGCCUCACUCAGUACCGCCAGGCUCGCCAGCUGCUGACCUUUUCGGAGAUGCCCCUAAGGCUGUGCCUCCUCCUUCCCCUGCAAUGGGAUUGUUUGGGGAUGUCCCAGCCAAUGGUACAGGAUCUUCAGGCUUUGACAUCUUUGAUGGCGAAUCAGCCAAAGUUGUGCCGGCGCCUUCAGGAGCAGACUCGACAGGUGCGGCUCUCUUCGGGACGGCAACUCCUGCGCCUAAUGUUGGCAUGAGCCUCUUCGGGGCUGGCAACGAACCGACUCUAGACAUCUUCGCAGAGAGUGAGGGCAACACAAUGGUCAACCCCUUCGCUCCCGCCCCUGCUGCACCUACGGCUGCUCCAGCAGUGCCAGCAACAGGUGUGAAAGUUGCAACCGACGAAGAAUUCGACGCCUUUUCAGCAAGAUUUGACAAGGUCGCUGUAGACGAGUCAGAUGAGCUUCACGUUGAUCCGUUCGCCACCACGGUGCGAGCCGCUUCCCCAUGGGGAGACACGGGCGAGUCGGGCGGCGCGGCGGCGGAAGGGUUCGGCUUCGGGGACUCCGGCGGCUUCGACUCGUUCCUGGCCAUGAACGAGCCGCCUCCGGUCCCGCAGUCGACGCCGCGCAGAGCUGCUCGCCAGACCUCCGGCGAUUCUGACGACGAGCCGAUGACCGUCGUGAUAAAGCCGGCUGCCCUGGACGCGGGCGCAGUCUCUCCGAGGGGCGUCUCACCCGUGCCCGUCCUCGCAAUGUGGGAGAUGCACCUUCGUCAGCCCAACAAGAAGAAGAUCACGGGACAGAGGUUCUGGAAGAAGGUGUUUGUGAAGCUCACCGAGAACGGGUGUUUGCAACUUUUCAAUAACAAGGACGACAAAGACCCAUUCCAGGAACUCCCUCUUCAGGCCUGCUACUCCGUGUCUGAUAUUGGCGCUCAGCAGUUCGACCAAUUCGGCAAGAUCUUCACGGUGAAGGUGCAGUACAUCUUCUACAAGGAACGACCCGGAGUACGACCAGGGCAGCUCUCGAAGGCCGAGCGUCUCACCACCAAGCUCUCGAAGUUCGCCCAGCACGCCAUCGCGGGAGACUACGAACACGUCAAGGAGUUCGCCAGCGACGUCAGGAAACUUGGCAUGCCGGUGGAACACGCGCCGCAGAUAUCGCAGCUGCUGAAGCUCGGAACGCAGACCUAUGAGGACCUUAAGCUUUUCUCCAGUCUUGUCGAAGAACAGUUGUUCAAGCUCACUGUUCACCGCGACCGCGCCCUCAACUACAAGAGCGAGGAGGUUCAGCUGACGGCCGUCGACGAAAUAUACGUCGAGCAAGACGCCUGCAAUGUGGUCCAUCGCAUGAUCGCCCGCGUCAGGAUCUUCUUCCUCGGAUUCCUGUCAGGAAUGCCUGAGGUGGACCUUGGGAUCAACGACAUGAGGAAGCAAGGCAAGGAGGUGGUGGGUCGCCAUGACAUCAUCCCAGUCAUCACCGAGGAGUGGAUUCGACUCGAGGCGGUGGAGUUCCACUGCUGCGUGGACUCGGAGGAGUUCGAGGCGUCCAAACACAUCAAAUUCAAACCUCCCGACGCCUGCUACAUCGAACUCAUGCGGUUCCGAGUUCGGCCUCCGAAGAACCGAGAAUUGCCGCUGCAAGUCAAGACCAAAGUGACUAUCCAAGGGCGCCGCGUCGAGAUCAACAGCGAGAUCCUGGUGCCUGGUUUCUCCGGCAGGAAGCUAGGACAGGUACCUUGCGAAGACGUGAUGGUUCGGUUCCCGCUUCCCGAGUGCUGGAAACGGGCAAGGUCAAGGGCAUCGAGCGCCUGAAGGGGGCGGUCGACCAGCCGGAGGCGGCACUGAUGGAGGUCACGUCAGGUCAGGCCAAGUACGAGCACCAGCACCGAGCCAUCGUGUGGCGAAUGUCCCGUCUGCCGAAGGAGGGCCAGGGCGCCUACACCACCCACGCGUUCAGCUGCCGCAUGGUCCUCACGCCCUACGACCAGAUGCCCGAGUCCCUCGACAAGUACUGCUACGUUGAGUUCACCAUGCCCGCCACCACCGUCAGCCACUGCGUCAUGCGCUCGGUGUCCAUCACGAGCGAGGAGCCGCCCGAGAAGUACGUGCGCUACCUGGCCCGCCACGAGUACCGGGUCGAGAUGGAGUUCUCGUCGGGGACGGGCCCCAACGAGUACGUGGCCGCCACCAUGAAGGACGCGGAGCAGCUGGCCAAGGAGGAGGCCGCGCGCAGGAACAAUGACUCCAGCAGCGACGACUCCUCUUAACAGACAGCAGGCCAUGAGUCGACUUCCUGAAGGGGGCGCGGAGGCCCCGGCGCCUCCCGCCGCCCCCGCGUCUGCCCCAAAGACAAGCCGGAGCCAGUCAGGGUGUUUCCCAGUGCGAGCGAAAGACGCUUUCUCGCGACUGUCGCUCGUCGCGCUGUGUUGAACAUUUCUUAAAGUAAUUUCGAAAAACCAACAAGAAUGUAAAGACAGUUAUGAUGACUGCAUUCUACUUAAUGGUGCUCGUAUCAAAUGGUACAUAAUAAGCAUCACAUGCUAGUCUAAAGACGAUUUAGUAUAAUUAUGAAAGGUAUGAGUGC
Molecule: messenger RNA, 4516 nt
Organism: Penaeus monodon (black tiger shrimp)
Lineage: Eukaryota; Metazoa; Arthropoda; Malacostraca; Decapoda; Penaeidae
Product: protein stoned-B-like
Biological process (GO): synaptic vesicle endocytosis; regulation of endocytosis; clathrin-dependent endocytosis
Cellular component (GO): synaptic vesicle; AP-2 adaptor complex
Molecular function (GO): clathrin-cargo adaptor activity
Source: RefSeq, a predicted model, not a curated record